CCUUGCACACAAAAUCAAUCAACCAAGGACUAGUUCGAGGUUUAACCGUCAUUACUCUACAAGCGCUUUCAAAUCUGAUGUGAUUGAAACUAACAAUUAUCAAAAUGUUCAUCGAAGGAGUUUGGCGGACUGCUUACAUGUACACCGAAAUUUGCGCGCGUAUCUUGCGAUCACUGGGAUCGGUACAUUGAUGUUUUAUACGUUUGAGAGGUCAAAGUCAAUUAAAACCUUUCUGUUGUUAUCAACCUGAGCCGGUCAAUGAUGCAGCCUUCAUAGAGGAAGGAGGACGUUUGAAUUCGACUGGAACAAGAAACAGACGCAGAUGCGAUUUCAGUAAUCAUGGCUGUAAACAUCCUUUAUCCAAACUCGAGGAUACUUUUCGCUCUGAUGUGUUUCGUGGGACUAGCUGGUAUUAACACACUCCGUAUCAAUCCGAGCGUCGCCAUUACCGCCAUGGCAGCAUCCAAUCACGGCCCAAGAAACUCGACACGUGACCACGAUGUGACCAAUGAUGGAUGUUGGAAACGAAAUAAUACGUUCCAAGGAAACUACACGGAUGAUAUUAUACCUGAAUUUUCUUGGAGCAGUCGAACACAAGAGCUUCUCCUCUCUGCAUUCUUCAUCGGGCUACCCAUAACCCAACUCCCAGGCGGCUGGAUCGCCGAUAGAGUAGGCGGGAAAUGGGUCGUAGCAACCGGAGCUGCAAUGACUGCCAUUAUGAACAUGCUUGCACCACUAGCCGCCCGAACAGGAGCAUCAUAUUUCUUCACCGUGAGGUUAUUAGCUGGGUUAUUUGAGGGUGCUGUAGUACCAGCCAUGUUCACACUGAUCAGUAACUGGACUACAAACAAGACCAAGACUAGGGUCACAUCGUUUGCAAUGGCAGGUUGUCCAUUUGGACUGGCAAUAGGACAAAUUGUAUCUGGUUUAAUCUGCUCUACCCCUCAACUUGGAUGGCCUUUCUCAUUUUACAUCUUAGGUUCCAGCUAUCUGACUUGGGCAAUCCUAUGGGUUGUUAUUGUACGAGAAAGUCCGAUAGAAACAGAAGAAAAUUACCAGAAUGACGGCCUGUCAGAUAAACAGGAAUAUGAACAGAGAAGCCAGAUUAAAAAGCCUCCCGCCACUGUGCCCGUCCGUGACCUGCUGACGUCACUUCCUGUAUAUUCAUUUAUUCUGAUCCGGUUUGGUAUACAAGGCUGGGUUGUAGGAACUCUUCUUACCAACCUACCUAUCUAUAUGAAAUACGUCCUUGGAUUCUCCAUUAGAGAGGUUGGAUUAUUAGCGUCAAUUCCUUAUGUUUGUCAGACGAUGAUAGCGAUGGUGACGUCACAGGUGGCUGACUCUCUGAUUGGUCGAAACAGUAGCGUAACUAAUGUCCGCAAGACAAUGAUGUUCAUUGGUGUUGUGGUCAUCGUUGCAACCCUCCUUCCGGUUUCUUUCAUCGGUUGCAAUCGGUACUUCGGUUUAGGUUUCAUCAUAGUAGCCGCAACAGGAACCGGAAUUACCUAUCCGUCGGUUUUCUCCAACGCAGUGGACCUGGCGCCCCGGUUUUCGGGUACGCUGAUGGGUCUUUCAAAUACCAUCGCACUAUCCGCCAGCUUUAUAUCACCAAUAGUAACCGGUUAUCUGGUGGACGAUCAGUCUGACCCGGAGGAAUGGAGAGAUGUCUUCUAUAUCGCAUCAGGGAUCGCAGUCUUUGUCACCAUCUUCUUUCAAUUAUUCGGAUCUGGAGAGGAACAAGCCUGGGCCAAAGACUACGAGAAAGAAGAUGAAAAAUACACGGAUGAAAUAUAUAUAUGUCAGUCUAGAUCUACAGAAAGGAUGCCAUUCAAACCCUUGGUUUGAAACCGGUUUGUGAAGUCAAUAUUAUUGGUACAACAAGAAUGAUCUUCAGGGGAUGUGCCAUUGGGCUUGCAACUACAGUAGUUCGCCAUUAAUUUGCGAGUCCACAUUAAUUUUGGCUGGUUGCAUUGCAAGGCAAGGUGACAAGCACUUUGUCCAACAGUCACGGGGAUGUUGUAGUAGUCGAUCGCUGUGAAGUCUCGAAAACAUAAGACGUCGCUGCAACCGAGGAAAGCCUCCGUGUCGCAGAGACGUCUCCUUGUAUAGACAGAAGAAACAUUUAUGUUGCAGAUGUCUCCCUCUGCGACAUCUACUUUGAUGAGAUAAAGAUCCUCUAAUUCUUGCCGAUACCUCGAAUAUCAAGGCAUUUUCGACAUAAUUCGUGCCAAAUUCAUACCAGCGCUCUGCAGCGUUGUCAACAACACCCGCAACAACAGUAUGUUGAGUCUUGACCCGGUGGCUUGUGUUUUGGGUUUUUUUUUUCGCUUGUGAUUCGUUUUAUAUACAGAGUGGACCAAAUAAGUGCACACAAUGUACCCUGAUCUUUACCUCCAUGAUAGUUUCGAUUCGAUUAGUAUGGCCUAUUGACAUGCCUGUAUUUUGUCAUUCUGGUAAGCUCAUUGAGAUGUAUAGUUAAUGAGCUAUAGCGCAUGCGUAUGGAUAAAGUAUGAAUAUCAGUUUCAGCUUUGUGAAACGUUUUGUUAUUUAACAUUGAGGUGAUGGUCAAAUCUUUGAUGAAAAAACAAGAUUAAUAUGGAGAAUUCCCACACAGCCAAAUUUACCCAGCUAUUUACCAAUGACAA
Molecule: messenger RNA, 2645 nt
Organism: Lytechinus variegatus (green sea urchin)
Lineage: Eukaryota; Metazoa; Echinodermata; Echinoidea; Temnopleuroida; Toxopneustidae
Product: sialin-like
Exons: 10
Coding region: 340-1845 (501 amino acids)
Biological process (GO): monoatomic anion transport; transmembrane transport
Molecular function (GO): transmembrane transporter activity
Source: RefSeq, a predicted model, not a curated record